Molecule: messenger RNA, 977 nt
Organism: Exaiptasia diaphana
Lineage: Eukaryota; Metazoa; Cnidaria; Anthozoa; Actiniaria; Aiptasiidae
Product: keratin-associated protein 9-1
Source: RefSeq, a predicted model, not a curated record
GGGAAAUGUUUCGUUCUGUCUUUGAUUUUCACGAUAUUAUUAAUUGUCGUGAAUGGCUCGGUUGUUACAGACAGCGAAGCAUCCCAGUGUUCAAUGCGGGAUGCCCGUACUUGUCAUCAAUACGUCUCGAUACGAAAACGCAACAUAACGUGCCAAGUUUCCAAGAAGUUCAACAAUUGUGAUCAACUUUGUCACGCUGGGAAAUGUAACAUGUCAUGCACGGCGCCGGACGAUUGUCGGCAACGUUGCUAUGCCGGUGCAUGCGAUUUGCUUGAAUGUACGUCACGGAAAUGCAGACAGCAUUGCUUACGCAGCAAAUGCAAUCUGAAAUGCAACAGUGAAGAGUGCAAUCAGGAAAGUAACGUCGCUGGUUCUACGAUGACUUGCAAGCCAGGAACCAAGCGUUGUUUGCAAACAUGCAAAGCUGGGAAAUGCAUCAUGAAUUGCCCGUCUGGCGUCAAGUACUGCAAGCAAACUUGCAUCUAUGGAAGUUGCAUCAUGCACUGCAAGGCUCAAAAGUGCGCAAGAUCGUGUAGGGAGGGAAAGUGCAUUUAUGACUCCAAACCACAGCSACCCCGCAGUAAAGUCUCGACUAUCAAAAAAUGCAAUUAUGGAUAUGUGAACAAGACGUGCUACCAAGAAUGUAUCCAUGGUAACUGUGAUAUCAUUACCAAUGAUGUCAAUAGUAAUAACAGUCAAAUUUGUUUUGGAGGUCACUGUAACAUGGACUGUACCGAUAAACAUAAGUGCACUCARGUUUGCAUCGGUGAAGGAUGCCCAAAGCUUACUUGUACAUCGGGUGUCUGCCUACAAGAGUGUGUUCAUGGAGGUUGUGAAAUGGAAUGCGUAUCAGCAGAUAUAUGCAGUCAAAUUUGCAGAGGAGGGAAUUGCUCAAUGAAAUGCUUGAACACACAUACCAAGACCUGUCAGCAAUACUGUACUGGGGGUAACUGCAAAAUGCAGUGCAAUGCAGAAAG